Ascochyta rabiei is the source of this 456-nucleotide messenger RNA. RefSeq lists its product as uncharacterized. The coding region runs from base 1 to 456 and encodes 151 amino acids. The record is from RefSeq and is a predicted model, not a curated record. Lineage: Eukaryota; Fungi; Ascomycota; Dothideomycetes; Pleosporales; Didymellaceae. The transcript has a single exon.
AUGCUGCGAAACCAUGGUCAACACCUUAAUUGUCCAGCGCGUUUCGGGUCUCGCGUCUCGCGUCUCGAGUCUCGAAUCUUGAUUCUCGAAUUUCUGUUGAUUGUCAGAUUCGGCAGCCGAGCCGGACCUGCAGCACGUGUCUUUGCGCUCCGUCGAGUUUGGUAUCCGUGCUGUCCACCAAGCCCAGCUCCCGCCCGUCUUUCACAUCAUCUGUCUGGGCUUGUGUGCCAACGCAGGCCCCGCCUGCCGCAGCUGGGGUUGGUUAUGACCACUGUCGAACAUCUUCGGCUGCAGGAUCCUAGCCUCACGGCGAGCCUCCUUCUCGGAACCUCACAGCGAUUGAUCCCCUGGACGGGCAGUUGCAUCUUCACCCUCUCCAACGAGACCUUGCACAAGGUACGAUGCGACCAUGCGGAAGCGCUGGGGACCGCCACAUGGUCGCACGGCAGCACUUGA